GGGAGAUUUGGAGAACUUGUACGCACUCCCAGUUGGCGAUCUUUCCGCUCGCUCGUGAGGACUUAGGUAUUGCAGAAUGAUGCGACCCAAAGAUUUACGCCAAGGCUCCGGCACCAAGACCUUCCUUGAUGCCAUGCACGGUGGCAAAGUUCACCUUGCGCGUUUCAUUUUGGAUGCCCUGGACGGACGGAUCAUCAACUCCAAGACCGAAAACAGCCGCACUCCGUUAAUUUACGCCGUAUGUCUACAAGAAGCCGGGACCAGAGCCAAGUUCGCCCGGCUACUACUGGAAAAAGGGGCCGAUGUCAACUGCCAGGAUGAAGAAGGUCGAACGGCUCUGAGUCAUGCCUGUGAGUUGGGUCACCUAGACGUGGUCAAGAUUCUUGUUCAGUUCAAUGCCGAUCCAGAUAUCUCCGACGUGUGGGGUAACAGUGCUAUAAUGUAUGCUGCCUUUUCUGGGCACAGUCCGGUGCUUGAGUUUCUGGUCCGGGCUUUCAAAAGACUUGGACUGAAAAUGGACAGAAUGAAUAACGCCGGACAUACAGCCAUCGAAGUGGCUGACUUCUUUGGACACAAUCACUGUGUGCAGAUUUUAAACUUUCAGUGCAGACGGAGUGUGGUCGCAGAUGAUCUGCUUCAUCCGGGGAAUGUUGGCGAUGGUGAGCUGCCCAACAGACUCCCCAGGCAUGUCUUGGAAAAGUUCUCCAAACAGGUCAACAGCAAAGAAGAGCAAUUACCAGGGUUACUUCAUAAGCAGACGAAGAUCGGGGACAACAGCGGAUUGUGGAACCGCUUUACAUGUCCCAAAAACCAGAGUCAUGAACCGAACCAUCGCCACAAGUGUUCCCUGCCAUCUCAGAAAGGCCAAACCGAUGGAGAUCAGAGUCUUUCCUUCACGGCCAAACAACUCCAAAACUCCCAGAUUCCCGAUCUAAGGCGGACAAGAACGCUCAACUCGCCAACUGAAGCUAACCCAAAAGAAGUCAAAGAAGAAACUAGUGCCCAAGAGAAAGCACCGCAACGAUUUCCUCCCUGCGGGAAGGCAAAGUCCUUCAACCUGGACCUUCUGAGCAUCAGGAAACAGUCCUACCAAGGAGACGCGCACGACUUGAGCCUGUCAGCUAACAAGUUCAAAAGAGCCUCCCUGCAGGAUGACCGAUGUCUCCUAGACAAGAUGGAAUCUCAGGGAAACUCCCGGUUGCUGGCAAGCGAUGCAGAAAAAACGAAAGCUCCUUUGAGCAUCAAGUGUCAGAUGGCGAAAGCCCUAGAGGAGAAGUCAAAGACAGAUGAGCUGCAGAAGAAGGCAAGUUUCUCACACGGUGGCAAACACAACAAAAUAAUGUUCAGUCGGGCGGGGACGGAGGCGGGGAAGAUGCCCGGCCGCGGCCCGGGGUUCAUGGGCCUCGGAACGAGACUGUUCCGUCGAUUCACCGCACCUGAGUUCAUGAGGAUGGUCACAGACUGUUCUUCGGGCUCAUCCAACAGCAGAGGACGGAUGUCGCGCUCCGAGACUUUCCCUCUCUCUCACACGCACCAGCAGGUCAACAGUCAGCCCAGCGUGGAUAGCAUCAGCGGAGUCAAAUGCGAGUUUGAAAGCUCCUCGUCUCAGUCGGCCCUCGAUUAGGAGGACAGGAAGGAGUGACACUUUUACGCCGCUAGCUUGCUGAUAAGAACACGUUUUGUUUUUUUGGGUCUUUCCAGUGUUCCGGAUUGAAACCUGCUCUAGACUGCAAGAUUUGAUUUUUAUUAUAGGUACAAUCACUGGCUACUUUAUUAGAUUUAAAAGAAAUGUGCGCUUUGAUUGUCAUUAUCAGGGAAUUAUAUUUUUGCUUGUAUUAUUAUUAUGCUUACUUUAAUUGGGAAGUUAUCAUAAAAAUCCUUCCAGGUACAUUUAGA
Syngnathus typhle (broad-nosed pipefish) is the source of this 1896-nucleotide messenger RNA. It is a transcript of the gene ankrd63, whose product is annotated as ankyrin repeat domain-containing protein 50. The transcript has a single exon. Gene Ontology annotation, molecular function: protein binding. NCBI's taxonomy places the organism in Eukaryota, Metazoa, Chordata, Actinopteri, Syngnathiformes, Syngnathidae. The record is from RefSeq and is a predicted model, not a curated record. Bases 77 to 1624 code for a protein of 515 amino acids.